AAAAAAUAAACAAAUUAAGCAUACCACAUUAUGGACAUUUUAACACCAACUAGUUCAACAAAAAGUCUAUCUCUUCAUGCUUGCAACUUAUCAUCCCUUGGUAUAUCCAAUCCAUUAGGUUAUCAACUCUUUAAAUCAAGAAUCCCUUUUGAAGUAAACAAAUUAAAGAAAUGUACGAUCCGAUCUACGCUAGCCUUGAAUCCUAUCACUGCUCCUCCUGAAAUUUUUAAAGAAAACGGGAGCACAACCACAAAAAUACCCAAAGGGCCUGCGAAUUCGUGCCCGUUUUCGCCUUUAGACUUUUUAGAAAGGGCUUCUAUUGUUUAUGGAAAUUGCACAUCAAUUGUUUACAAUGACACAAGUUACACUUGGUCACAAACUUACACUAGGUGCAAAAAAUUGGCUUCUUCGAUUUCUUCGCUAGGGAUCAAGAAAGGCGAUGUCGUUUCCGUGUUAGCCCCAAAUAUUCCUGCAAUGUAUGAGCUCCAAUUCGCCGUCCCAAUGUCCGGUGCGAUCCUCAACAACGUUAACUUCCGUCUCGAUCCACGUACCCUCUCCGUUUUGCUUCGGCAUAGCGAAUCAAAGCUUGUAUUUGUGGACUAUCAAGCGAGUUCUUUAGUACUCGAGGCGAUUUCUUUAUUCCCUUCUAAUUUACAACGUCCGAAAUUAGUCCUCAUCGAGGAUGAUUGUGGUAGUACGCCUUUAAUAUCGAGAAAUGAGUUUUAUAAUAGUUAUGAGAAUGUUAUUGAUGAAGGAGACCAAUUUUUCAAAUGGAUCGCUCCAGAGAGCGAAUGGGAACCCAUGACACUAAACUACACUUCUGGGACUACUUAUGCACCGAAAGGCGUGCUUCAUAGUCAUAGAAGUGCGUUUACGAUGAGUGUCAUGGGCUUAAUUGAUUGGUCCAUGCCGAAGCAACCGGUGUACUUGUGGACCCUACCAAUUUUUCAUGCCAAUGGUUGGGGUUAUUGUUGGGCUAUGGCUGCUGUUGGUGGAACCAAUGUGUGUCUACGUCGGAGUCAUGAGGCUGCUUCAAUAUAUGAAGCUAUUCAACAACACAAGGUAACUCACAUGUGUGGUGCACCAGUAGUACUCAACAUGUUAUCAACCUAUUCAAAAAGAAAACCCCUUGAUUCCCCUGUCCACCUCCUAACGGCCGGGGCGCCACCCCCGGCCGCAGUUCUGGACAGGACAGAAUCUUUGGGAUUCGUGAUAAGUCACGGUUAUGGAUUGACAGAGACGGGUGGGCCCGCGGUGACAUGUGCAUGGAAACAAGAAUGGAAUUCAUUGACAAAUUCAGAAAGAGCAACACUAAAAUCAAGACAAGGUGUGAGGAUGGUAGGGUUUACUGAAGUUGAUGUAGUGGAUCCUGAAACUGGCAUUAGCAUUGAGAGGAAUGGGAUGGCUAUUGGAGAAAUUGUUUUGAAAGGAGGUAGUGUGAUGCUAGGGUACCUUAAAGACCCUGAAGGAACAUCAAAAUGCAUGAAAAAUGAUGGAUGGUUUUACACUGGAGAUGUUGGAGUAAUGCAUUCAGAUGGAUACUUAGAAGUUAAGGAUAGAUUGAAAGAUGUUAUAAUUUGUGGUGGAGAGAACAUAAGCAGUGUGGAAGUAGAGUCAAUUUUAUACAAACACCCUGCCGUGAAUGAGGCAGCGGUAGUAGCACGUCCAGAUAACUAUUGGGGUGAGACGCCUUGUGCGUUCAUCAGCUUGAAAAAUGAUGCAUGCAAAGUCACCGAGAAGGAGUUGAGAGAUUUUUGUAAAGAGAAUUUACCUCUUUACAUGGUGCCAAGGACAGUUGUUAUAGAACAUGAUCUUCCAAAGACUGCUACUGGGAAAAUUCAAAAGUAUUUACUUAGGGAUAGAGCCAAAUCACUUGUAUAAGCGUGAAUUCAUAUUAGUCGAUCAACUAAGG
Solanum stenotomum is the source of this 1912-nucleotide messenger RNA. RefSeq names its product 2-methylpropanoate--CoA ligase CCL4-like. NCBI's taxonomy places the organism in Eukaryota, Viridiplantae, Streptophyta, Magnoliopsida, Solanales, Solanaceae. The record is from RefSeq and is a predicted model, not a curated record. The coding region runs from base 31 to 1881 and encodes 616 amino acids. The transcript has 3 exons.